AUUUAAAUUCAAAUACAAGUACCCAAAUAUCUCAGCUUUGUUUGCUUUCUUUCUAGUGUAAUCCCCUCCCUCCCAUUCUCUUUUGACUUUCAAAAAUGGCCUUUGCAAGUGUCAUAGCCAUUGUUGCAUUUCUUCUUCUACAACCUCUUUCAACUACUUCUGACUUCCUUUCUCCUUUGCUUUCUCCCAUCUUUGAUGAUGUCUGCAAAGAAGUGGAAUGUGGAAAAGGAACAUGUAAACCUUCCAAGAACAGCACUUUCUUGUUUGAAUGCGAGUGUCAUCAGGGUUGGAAACAGAGUCUUUCCAAUGAUGAUGAUGAGUCAAGCUUGAAGUUUCUUCCUUGCAUCGUUCCCAAUUGUACAUUGGACUACUCUUGCUCCAAAGCCCCUGCCCCUGUUCAAGAAAAGGCAACAAAGUCCAAUGAGUCAAUUUUUUAUGCUUGCCACUGGGUUGAUUGUGGAGGUGGCUCAUGCAACAAGACAUCCAUGUUCUCCUAUAAUUGUGAAUGUGAUGCUGGCUAUUACAAUCUUCUAAAUGUCACUGCCUUCCCUUGCUUCAGAGAAUGUUCUCUUGGCAUGGGUUGCUCUGAACUUGGAAUAUCAAUGACAAACUCAUCUACUUCCACACCACCAGCUUUGAAUGACAACAUUAAGAAUGAGGGUAGCUCAAUUCUACAAGAAAGUUCCCUUUGGUUGAUCAUGCUAAUUAUGUUCGUGGCAAAGCUCCAUUUGCAAAUAGGAUAAGUUUUGAAUGGUUUUAGCAGUAUCUUAUUUUAUUGUAUUAAUUUAUACUGGUGUUCAUAUAAAUAAGGCAUCACAUCAGAGUUAAUACAUGACAGUUUUAGUUAUUAUAUGUGUCUAGUUCACGAUAUGUCCUUUUUUAUUUCAUUAGAGUUAAACAAUUAUUCCAGAGUAUAUUAAUGUGAUGAUUGAGGGUCUUGUAGCUUUUGUGCUUCCCAAGUGUCACGAAAUUGUAUAUUUGUUUGAUUUUAUUUUCAUGCAACUUGCGUAGGUGCUAGAAUUUCUCUACAAGUAUUAAUGUAAAUGGAGCCCAGGAGGAAAAAAAUGGA
Molecule: messenger RNA, 1069 nt
Organism: Glycine soja
Lineage: Eukaryota; Viridiplantae; Streptophyta; Magnoliopsida; Fabales; Fabaceae
Exons: 6
Coding region: 96-743 (215 amino acids)
Source: RefSeq, a predicted model, not a curated record